AUGUCAGGUAUCAGGACCACAUCGAGGAUAUCUAUCCAUGCACGCCUUUACAAGCCCAUUAUAUGGCCGCCUCCAAGGAGUCUCCCGAGUGGCCCAGGCACCAAGAUCGACACUGAAGGCACCGAAUUGCUUGAAAUCGCGGACCGCCAUGAGAUCGAUCUAGCCACUGAACAGGGCAUGGUAACGUGGGAACGUAGCCAAUCAAAAUCCACGAUUGACCUGACGUUCCUAUCCGGGAGCCUCUUCAAUCGUCUUAUCCUGAUAGAACGCGCUGACAGCGUACAGCACGACUCUGACCACUGGCCAAUCCAAACUCAGCUCGAUAUCGAUACGCCAACCAAGGAACCACCAAAGCGCCGGAAUUGGGCAGCUACCGAUAUCAAGCUGCUCACAGAGACCCUCGAACGUGACAUAAGUGUCCCAAAUCUAACUCCAGACAACGCAUCCAAAUCCCAUAUUGAGCUUGCCACUGUGGUAUUCACCAGUGCGAUCCGCCAUGCGAUUGACAAAACGGUGCCAUGGGCACGCCCUAGCGAAUGGAGUAAUCCAUAUUUCACACUAGAAUGCAAAGAGGCAGUACGUACGUGCCGCCGAUUACGCCGCAUACACUCCGACACCCACAAUCCGUGGAUUUGGCGUGCCUAUCUACGCGCUCGGAACAAGAAGAAGCGACUCGUGAGCAAGUCCUUGAGACUCGGCCACCGUUGCCGUGUCCAGCAAGCCACUGAGAAGGGUCCGCUAGGACUCUGGAGGUUGGCCAAAUGGGCACGAACACGUAAAGGCGCCUACGAAUCUGGAGUCACUCUAAUACUCAUAUCAAUUGAUAGACGUACAGCGGAGACAGUGGAAGCCAAAACGGCGCUCCUGAGUGAAUCGUUCUUUCCAGCGAUUCCGGAAGCUGAUUUGGCGGAUAUUGACGACGCUAUGUAUCUAGAGCAACUACCAUUCCCAGAAAUAUCACGCCACGAGAUUGAGAGCGUGGUCCGUUCCACAGCACCAGACAAGGCUCCAGGUAAGGACGGCAUUCCUAAUAGCUUCUGGCACAAGAUAGUGAGCAUCCCUGUGGUACUCGAAACGCUCUAUCAAAUCUAUAAUGCAUGCAUCUGA
Talaromyces marneffei is the source of this 1107-nucleotide messenger RNA. RefSeq lists its product as uncharacterized. Gene Ontology annotation, molecular function: catalytic activity. The record is from RefSeq and is a predicted model, not a curated record. Bases 1 to 1107 code for a protein of 368 amino acids. NCBI's taxonomy places the organism in Eukaryota, Fungi, Ascomycota, Eurotiomycetes, Eurotiales, Trichocomaceae. The transcript has a single exon.